Messenger RNA from Hippopotamus amphibius kiboko, 5746 nucleotides. It is a transcript of the gene MSANTD2, whose product is annotated as Myb/SANT DNA binding domain containing 2. The record is from RefSeq and is a predicted model, not a curated record. Lineage: Eukaryota; Metazoa; Chordata; Mammalia; Artiodactyla; Hippopotamidae. Bases 4082 to 5071 code for a protein of 329 amino acids. The transcript has 4 exons.
AGGUGGGGAGGAGGUUCUAGUUAUCUGUCUAUGGUUGAUGACUGACUACCUGCUGCUUAUGUCUGAAAUACUGGUUCGAUGCCCAGAACUGAAUGCUGUGCUCCAGCUGUGGCCUCACCGGUGCUGAAUAGAGAGGAAGAGCCACCUUCAUAGCUUACAUGUGAUUCCUCUGCUUAUACAACCCAAUACUGGAUUUACUUACUUUGGCAAGAUAGCUGCAUUGUGCACUGUAUUUAAUGUUACGUGUACUGUAACCCUGGGUCUUUCUCUGCAUUGCUGCCGUUAAACCCCCAAUCCUGCCAAUCUAAAACUCCUGCCUUUGUUUACCUGCCCCAACCCCCACCCCCAGACUCCCCCUUACAUUCAUCCACAAUGAAUGUCAUCUUUAUUCUCUCAUUUCCUUUCACUGUAAUCUUAAACUUUGGCAAAACUUUCCCUCUGUCUAUAAAUUGUCAGUUGUCAGCCAUCUGAUUUUUUCUCUCUGCUUUGGUAAUGGGACAUCUUUCAUGUCUUUCCUCUGGUUUUUUUCCUUUUGUAGUCAUUGAACACUUGGCACGGUGGAUUUACCAAGCAUUCACUUGGCAUUUCUUCCACAUCAGAUACCUUUGGACUCCUCUGAUCUGACCACCUGGUCAGGGUGUUUCAUGAACUUUGGUUCUUUUGUUCAGAUGUUCUUGACUUCUCCUGACCUCUAUCCCUAUAACUUCACUCAGGAUAUAGUCGUAUCUCACAGUUCUUGUCCCAGGGAGGAGACAGUAAUAUCAAUUUACCAUGAACAUUUCUAAUAAGGAAAGUGUUCUUCAUUAUGAAUAGAAUAGUCUUUAAUAACUUUAAGCAAAUUCUUUCCCUUCUGAGAUCUUACUUUUAAAAAAAAAACGCUAGAGCUAAAUGACUAUAAAUUUCUAAGAUGAGUGAGGUAAAGGAAGAAGGAAGGGAAACAAGGUUUUUGUGUCCAACAGGAAAUGGUUCUUCAUGGAAGCUAAGUUGAGGUUCUUGUUGGGUUUGGAACAGCUGUCUAAAAUGGGAUUCCAGAGCAUUAUCUUAAUCUAAGAUUUACAGUAGGUGUUUAGUUGGUUUAUUUAGGACUGUUGACACAGACACACAAUCACUUACUUGUAUGCUUUGGUUAAUCAUUUAGAGAGUGGAAAGUGUAACCUUUUCUGAUUUAUUAUGGAUAAGAAUUGGAAGGUCUCCGUAUGUCCUUUUUAUCCAUUUCUAAAGUCCCUCUAGUUUAUCUAAAUCCCAGUGUUUCUUAUAGCAGCAGCCAAGCUAAUGUUUUAAGUUCUUACUUUUUUUUUUUUCUGUGUUAGUUGAUAUAUGCUAUUUAAACAGCCUCUCCUUGGAUCUGAGGUCUCUACUGAACCCAGAAGAUACCUCUUUUGUAUAUUUAUGUCUUGAGAGAGUUAAAAUCAAAUUGGAAAUCUUAGCAUUAUUUCAAUACAUCAAAUUCCUAUCAUAUGGAUUUAGGAGUUACCAAACUUUUUUUUUUUUUUUACGGAGUUACCAAACAUUCUUAAUUCAGACCUCUAGUAGAUAUUUUACAUAUCAGCGUAUUAUACUAUUAAAGUGUAUUUCAAAAGUACACUACAAAGUAAGAGGUGGCAAGAUCUGUUAGGCUUUUUUGAUGAAAUAUAAAAUAUAUCAUCUGACUAUUCAUCCAUAUCUAGAACCCUUAGAUAUUGCUAGUUUCCUUAUUCAUAAUUACAUACACCAAGUGAAAUUUUAAGCUCAAUUUGGUGGUUUCAAAGAAAGUAAAUCUUUUCUGUGGUUUCCCUCCAUAUAUAGUGUCAAAGAUUGGUGGCUUUGCUUAUACCUGGAUCAUCCUAAGUGUGGCUCCUUCCUUCAAAGAAAUGUUCAUUUUAUUCCGUGACUUCUUAAAUAACCCUCAGUGACAGAUCUGAUCGGGCUCCUUUGUGUGCUGAAUGCCUUUCUCUAGGCAGCCAGUAAGUAGUGAGCAGUGGCGUGGUUUCCAUCUCCAUUUAUGGCCUUGGAAGGGUGAAAGGGACAUGGCUGGGACUCUCCAUUUACGGUCCUUGGAGGAGUUGAAAAGAGUGGUUGGGGUGUUCUUGGAGGCAGAAAGUAGACAUUGUGAGAUAAAAAUAAAUUGGCAGGAGAUGUUUGGAAUUCAAAUUCCAAUCCCUGCAAGGAGGGCAGAGGGCACUGGGAAGGGGAGUGUGUAGAAAGUCAAAUGAGAUCUGCUGCAGGCAUUUGUCUCCUUCCAUUGGAAGAGUUGCUCAUGACACGUUUCCCAGGUCCAUUUCUGAUUUGUUCUAGAAAGUUGUGUUAUGUGCUUGUGACUGUGCUUUACAAAGAGAAAGAAGGAAUACUUUUAAAGAGUGUAUCAGAAACCUCACUUCUCUAAGACAUCAUUUGAGACACCAGAAGAAAUCUCCAGAAAGGGAGAUUUGAAGCAAGUGCUUAUGUAGGGGAUAGGCUGGCUGGUUUUAGGAUGGGGUGACUCUAAUCACUGCUCUGUUUGUGUUGGAGGAUGAUCAUCAUAUGUGUCUUGUGUUUAUUAUUCCUUUUGCCCAUCUGGAUUUCUGGCCUCAAGGGACAGAGCUGCAAAGUAUUUGACAGAGUGUCUUCCUUAUUCAGAGUUGUUUUAGUUUGGAGAGAAUAGAUGACAUACUGGCUUAUGGAAAGUCAUCUCACAUUCAGGAGAAAUUCAUAGUCUGGCUAAUGUAUGUUAAUUAAGUCUGAGGAAAACUGGUUUGGCACAGUUGAGUUAGAAAGUAUUUGGAGCCACCAGAGAAAAAGGGUCUUGUCUGUCACGAAAAUUCUCAGCAUAAAACCCAGUAAAGUAGAAAGGAGGUUAGAAGGAACAAAAGGAGGCAGAGAUGGGACAGAGAACGAAUGUAACUAAACUAAAUUUGGAAUUAAGGCACAAGGACUGGGACUAAGUCCUUGAUUUAUCUUUUGAAAUAUCUUGUAAGAUAGCAUAAGAUGUACCAUUAAACUAAGGAAACUGGGCUAAUCAUCAGAAAUAUGUGUUAGAAGACCGUGAAGAAAGUUGAAGGGUUGCACAAGAUAAUAAAAUUAUCCAGGUUUUAUCUGUGGACUUGCAUAAUGAUGUUUAUUUGCUGUGUGCUACAAGGCAGAAAAAGAAGUGAAAUAAUGCCCUUCCACCUCACUCCCCCCCCGCCCCCGCCCCAAAGAGACUUUACUGUCUUCAUUUGUUGGUGUGUUUGGCUGGUAGUUUGAGUUGGUAGAAUAGUAUUAUCACUGGCUAAUUUUUAGGUGUAGGUAUUAGUGUAUUGUUUCUUGAUAAUUGAUGUUUGAGACUGGGAAUCUGUAGCAUUAUUGAUUUGAUCUCUUUUAAAUUUUAGCAACUUCCCCAAAGACAGAGUGAGGUAGUAAGGAAUAUGGACUAUGUAAGUAAUAUGUUUACCAGCUAAUUCAUUUAGGCGAUUGUUUUUACCCUGUAUUCCUUCUUAAUCAGGAGUAAGGAAGGUUAUAUUCUUUGCUUUGGGAAAUUCUUCUUUCUGUCCUCCCUCCCCUCACUUUUUCCAAAUUCUGGGCACAAUAGCAACUCUUUUCUUUCUGUGGCAGGUGUGCAUCCUAUUGGCUGGCUGGUAUUUCUUGUUUUCUUUUUUUCCCUUAUUCUUUUAAAAUGGGGGUGGGGGUAUAAAAAUAUGUGUAUGGGAUACAUGCAAUAAUGUUGUAAUGUUUCUUGUUGUUUAAUGGAUAAUUAAUUGCAAAAUGUUUGAAUUAUAACAUGUUUGAGUAAAUGCUAAAUUAGUAUUUUUUUCUAAUAUAAUAAUGAAUUUAAAAUCUAGCAUUCCUGUAACAAUGUGUCUAUGUUUGUCUGUCUGUGUCUGUCUAAUAGUAAUUAAUAUCUGUGGUCCGUACCUGGAUGAGGAAGUACAGCUUUAAAGGAAUAACAAAAGACUUUGUGUCUUAGACCCUUCGCAGGUGUUACAGUCGGGUGAAAGAACAUGGUGUUGGGAAAAGAAAGAGCAGUUACACAUUUGAACAGUUGGAACAGGUGUUUGGUCAGGGAGGAUGGGAUGCUCAGCCCUGCCAGCCUGUACUUAUUAACAGUAGUGGCUUGUACCAGGAGCUGGAGUCAGAUGGCAGCACUAUGGAGGAGUAUUCACAGGAGGACUGGGGAAACCACAGUCAGGAUCUCCAUGGCUAUCCAACAGAUCAGGAAUUGGAUGAAAUACCUGUCACAAAGAGAACAUUAAAAAUAAAACAAGAGUCUUCUGAAGAAGCACAGAAAAGAGACAUCAUGCAGAAUAUUGUACAGAUUUUGGAAUCAGUACAGUUGAAAUGGGAACUGUUUCAGAGCUGGACAGACUUUUCAAGGCUUCAUCUUUCUAAUAAACUGGCCAUUUUUGGAAUUGGUUAUAACACCCGUUGGAAAGAGGAUAUCCGUUACCAUUAUGCUGAGAUCAGCUCCCAGGUGCCCCUUGGCAAGCGCCUCAGGGAGUACUUCAAUUCUGAGAAGCCCGAGGGACGGAUCAUCAUGACCCGAGUGCAGAAAAUGAACUGGAAAAAUGUUUACUACAAAUUUCUGGAGAUCACUAUCAGUGAAGCGAGGUGCCUGGAGCUGCACAUGGAAAUUGACUGGAUACCCAUUGCCCACUCCAAGCCAACUGGUGGGAACGUUGUUCAGUAUUUAUUGCCAGGGGGCAUUCCCAAAAGCCCAGGCCUUUAUGCCAUUGGCUACGAAGAGUGUGUUGAGAGGCCCCCCUCACCCCACAUGGAGCGACGUUCGCUGGACCCAGGAAAGGAGGGCCGGGCUGACUUGGAAACGCUUUCAGCACAAGCCUCACUACAGGUGGAGAUAGAACCCACCCGAAUUAUCUAUUGCUACCUCGGCAUCGCUGAGGUCAGGACUCUGCAGCAAUGCUUAUUUUUACACUUCCAAGCAAAUACCAAAACCUUCAGCAAAGAUUGGGUUGGUAUUAAUGGGUUUUUGUCUCAGAACUGUAUUGUGGAUCCUGGAGUUUCCCCCAAAUCCAUCUAUAUCAAAUUUGUAGAAGUCGAGAGGGAUUUUCUUUCCGCUGGCUCUUUAGUUGAGUGCCUGGAAAAAGCCAUUGGCUACCCCUUAAAAUUUAACAACUGAAUGUCAUCCUUCAUAAGGAUUUGGGCUCUUAGCUCUCUCUUCUCUACCCACGUCCUGUUACCCAGACUGUCCCUCAUCCAGAUGCUGCCAUCAGACUCUUCAUGGAAACUCUUUCCACGAUCGGGCCAGUACAACUAAGAAAUCAUAGUAGUCUUUGGGCAGGAAGAACAGACCUCACCUGAAAAUGCUCAUUUUGAGCAAGCAAGGUGCACAGCAGACUUGCAUGGUGGGUCAGUUGUUUCUUUUUUAAAAACAGAGAACAAUUUUUAAAUGGAUUUUAGAGCCCUGAUGUAAACAAAUGUAGGUACAUUCCAUAUUGGACAAAACUUAUACUUUGAGUUUCAUAUGAAAUUGAAAAAUUGUAUUUUUUUCACGAUGUUUCAUUUUUACACAUCUCUAUGUCUCUAUAUAAGUAUUAUUUACAACCUUGAAUAAAUAAGCAAUAGAUAAUGGCAAGUUAAAUAUUGAGUCACAGUAAAUAAGACUGUUUUUCAAUAUUACCCUUAGCUACUGUUGUAUAUAAUUUAGAGUUUCAUUUUUUUUCACCAACCAAGUGUUUUGCUAUUCCCAAUCAGUGUUGCCUGCAAAGACCUUUGUUUCUGUGAUGUACCAACUUUAUGGUUGUGUUGCCAUUUAAACUUUUUAAAAAAAAAAAAAUUAAAGUAAUUCCUGGCC